AUGGACUGGAAGACAUUCCUUGUGUUUAUCAAAUUCUGCGGCCCAAAUCGCACCGAGCAUGGGAAGCAUGUCGUGCCAGCUCUACGCCACAUCUGCACGUCAGAUGCGGGACGAACCGAAGCGCCUCCACUUACCAACGAGGUUCAAUGCCGAAAAUUUGCGUGCAUUUUUCAUUCAAGGUGCGUCAUUGUGUUCGCGUGCCCUUUGACACGGUCGGCCUCGCGAGAUGAUGGACAUAUAUCAUUGCGGCACGGCCUGGAAAAACAUUAUGUUAACAACCAGAGGAGAGUUUCCAAUAUCAUCGCGUUGCGAGUGGGUAAUUGGAAGUGCCAGCUGGAGCUUGCUGAAACGUGGCAAGGUAGCCGAAGGACGGACGGCGUAAAUGCUUUCGACACAGGUGACGAUGUUUGCCUCGUCGGAAUGCUUCUAGAUUCGAAUAUUCUGCCUGUUACCGACAUAAUCCAGCCUGGGCUUCUCAACUUGACUGGUCUAUCACUGUUGCGGCAUUUUAAGACCGAGAUUCGGACCGUUGUGGAAAAGUCUUACGCCUACUACAGUCUUCAUAAUCUCUCUCCCUUCUUUUUCACGGCCAUAUUACUUCAAAAUUCUCUGCAAUCGGUCCCGCGGGCAUGGGAUUCGAGAGCAGGCUUCAAGCGGGGCAAUAACGAGGAGGUCAUUCAUGGGCAGAGAAAACAUCUGAAUGAUGCCGGCAAAGCACCGAAGACGGUACGGGGAAACAAGCUUAAACGGCCGCUUGCUAUUAGAUUGACACUUACAUAUGCUAGCGUGCGUCAAUGGUACUCCUUGGCCUACAGCUUACCCCAACUUCUGCUUACAGGCAGCUUACUGCCCACCUCUGGAGGUGCUGACCACCUCGCUCUCGCUGCCGACACCCCCGAGCCGAGCAGGUGGGAAGAGAAGACGACUCCGCCUACCAACGGGGGAAUGCGACUCCCUGAAGACUGGUGA
Messenger RNA from Colletotrichum lupini, 969 nucleotides. RefSeq lists its product as uncharacterized. The transcript has 9 exons. Bases 1 to 969 code for a protein of 322 amino acids. NCBI's taxonomy places the organism in Eukaryota, Fungi, Ascomycota, Sordariomycetes, Glomerellales, Glomerellaceae. The record is from RefSeq and is a predicted model, not a curated record.